AUCAGACCCAACUUUACUCUGGAACGUGAUCUGAGAGACAAAUCACCGCUCAUUCCAUCAUGUGGGCAAAGAAUGUUACUGGAAAUUUUGCAAACGUGAUCCACGGUUUGAAUGCAAGCCACUUGACUGACGUGGCUGUUCGGAGGAGCAAGCGAAUGAUUCUCGAUACCUUAGGCGUUGGGCUGCUGGGCACCAGGACGGAUGUCUUUCAAAAAAUGAUCCAAUACAGUAAGAUCUACAGCUCAGAGGCAUCCAGUUCUGUUUGGGGCCAGCCAGAUCUCAGGCUGCCUCCCCUUUAUGCAGCUUUCGUGAAUGGCGUGGCGGCUCACUCCAUGGACUUUGAUGAUACGUGGCACCCAGCCACACACCCUUCUGGAGCCGUGCUGCCUGCUCUCCUGGCCAUCUCGGAAGCUGCACCUGAGAAGCAAAGGAUUUCCGGACGGGACCUGCUUUUGGCUUUCAACAUAGGCCUUGAAGUACAAGGCAGGCUGAUGCACUUUUCCAGGGAGGCCAGCGAGGUUCCUAAAAGGUUUCACCCGCCAUCCAUACUUGGUACCAUGGGAAGUGCUGCAGCUGCCGCCAAACUCUUGGGUCUCGAUCAGUUUAAAUGUAAGGAAGCAUUGGCAAUUGCUGCCUCUUACGCCGGUGCACCGUUGGCCAAUGCCGCCACCCAAACGAAACCUCUUCAUACGGGCAACGCAAGCCGGCAUGGCAUGGAGGCCGCCAUGUUAGCAUCCUUGGGCCUUCAAGCAAACAAGUUGAUCCUGGAUCUGGAAUCCGGCUUUGGGGCCUUUUACGCCGACUACUUGCCCCAGACUCUACCAAGCUUGCAAUCCUACUCUUGGCUGUUGGAUCAACAAGACGUAGCUAUCAAGAGCUUUCCGGCACACCUGGGGACACACUGGAUGGCAGAAGCGGCCCUGGCAGUAAGGAGGCACCUGGCAAAGAACGGGGAGUCCCUCCCCAGUGGCAAGAUCCAGAAAAUCGUGCUUCAAGUCCCCGACAUCGAAUACGUGAACAGGCCAUUCCCUGCCACAGAACAUGAAGCGAGGCAUUCUUUCCAGUUCGUUGCAUGUUCUGCCCUGCUGGAUGGUCACAUCUCUGUUGAGUCCUUCAAACAGCACAACGUCUCCAGGCCAGAGCUGAACGAGUUGCUCCGAAAGACGCACUUGGAACAUUCUCCUGACAACCCGCCCAGCUUCAAAAGCCUUUACUGCGAGGCCAACCUCACCCUCCAGGACGGAUACACCUUGUCAGAGCGUUGCGACACGUUCUACGGGCACUGGAGGAAGCCACUGAGCAGGGGGGACCUGGUGAAAAAAUUCCACGCCAACGCCACCACGGCUGUCACUGCAGAAGCCGCCGAAAGCAUCGUGGAAGCUGUUGACAAUUUAGAAAACCUAGAGGACUGCUGCAUGUUGACGUCACUCCUUCAAGGAGCAGAGUCGGCAACGGAGCAGUUAAAAAGCCAAAGUGGGCUGUUUUGAGAGACUUUUGAAGGCUUGCCUUGCCCAAUAACAGCUCAAUGUUCUCCAAGAGCCAGAUCUAAGAAGACUAUUAGCGUGGACUAGCUGCAGUUGUGCAAAUUGAAUCGGUGUCUAUUUGACACACGUUGAAGUAGAGGAGCCAUGUGUCCUGCUUUACAGAGGACAGUCCUCUAUUUGAAGGCAUCCUCAGUUUGAAAGGCUGCAAGGCCAAAGUCCGGUUGAAAGAUGAAGACCAAUGAGAAGGGAAAGCUUUGAACUUGCCCAUCAGGUCACUUGGUCACAUUUUUCACCACUAUGGUGAGAUGUAUUGUAUUUCUAUACAAAUU
Elgaria multicarinata webbii is the source of this 1813-nucleotide messenger RNA. It is a transcript of the gene ACOD1, whose product is annotated as aconitate decarboxylase 1. Gene Ontology annotation, molecular function: aconitate decarboxylase activity. The transcript has 5 exons. Bases 60 to 1487 code for a protein of 475 amino acids. Gene Ontology annotation, cellular component: mitochondrion. The record is from RefSeq and is a predicted model, not a curated record. Gene Ontology annotation, biological process: defense response. NCBI's taxonomy places the organism in Eukaryota, Metazoa, Chordata, Lepidosauria, Squamata, Anguidae.